This is a messenger RNA of Propithecus coquereli (Coquerel's sifaka), 939 nucleotides long. Its product is annotated as olfactory receptor 51B6. NCBI's taxonomy places the organism in Eukaryota, Metazoa, Chordata, Mammalia, Primates, Indriidae. Gene Ontology annotation, cellular component: membrane. Gene Ontology annotation, biological process: G protein-coupled receptor signaling pathway. Gene Ontology annotation, molecular function: G protein-coupled receptor activity; olfactory receptor activity. The record is from RefSeq and is a predicted model, not a curated record. The transcript has a single exon. The coding region runs from base 1 to 939 and encodes 312 amino acids.
AUGUGGCUUAACACUACUGCUCCCUAUUUCCUGCUUACUGGCUUCCCAGGCAUGGAGAAGGCACAUCACUGGAUCUCCAUCCCGUUAUUGGUGGCCUAUAUCUCCAUACUUUUUGGCAAUGGUACUCUUCUCUUUCUCAUCAGGGAUGACCAUAACCUCCAUGAGCCCAUGUACUAUUUCUUAGCUAUGUUGGCCGCUACAGACCUUGGAGUAACAUUGAUUACAAUGCCCACCGUGCUGGGUGUUCUGUGGUUAAAUCACAGGGAGAUUGGCCGCAGGGCCUGCUUUUCUCAGGCUUAUUUUAUCCAUACUCUUUCUAUGGUGGAGUCAGGUGUCUUGCUUGCCAUGGCCUAUGACCGUUUUAUUGCCAUCCGCAAUCCCUUAAGAUAUACCUCCAUCCUUACCGGCACCCAGGUAAUAAAGAUUGGGGUAGGGGUAUUGACAAGAGCCAGUCUGUCAAUUAUGCCAAUAAUUAUUUGCCUGCACUGGUUUCCCUAUUGUCGAUCCCAUGUGCUCUCCCAUGCUUUCUGUCUCCAUCAAGAUGUCAUCAAGCUAGCCUGUGCCGACAUCACCUUUAAUCGUCUCUAUCCAGUUGUGGUUGUAUUUGCAAUGGUACUGUUGGACUUUCUCAUAAUCUUUUUUUCCUACAUUUUGAUUCUCAAGACUGUCAUGGGCAUUGCUUCUGGAGAAGAAAAGGCCAAGGCCCUCAACACAUGUGUCUCCCAUAUCUGCUGCAUCCUGGUCUUCUAUGUCACUGUAGUAGGUCUGACAUUUAUUCAUAGAUUUGGAAAGCAUGCUCCUCAUGUGGUCCAUAUCAUGAUGAGCUAUGUCUAUUUCCUUUUCCCCCCUUUUAUGAACCCUGUCAUCUAUAGCAUCAAAACCAAGCAGAUCCAGAAUGGUAUGCUGCGCUUGCUCUCUCUGCCUUGCUCUAAAGCAUGA